AUGGCGGCGGGCAGUGUGAGGAACAUGGAAAAUCUUUUCGAACAGCAAGACAGAGAGAAACUUUUAGAGCUUGAUUUUUGUGAUUCAUGGGGAAUUAGGUUCAAGGGAAGUGAAAGCAGCGCACUUUCUCUUCUAAACAAGCUGAGACUCGAGGGAGAAGGGGGUUUUUGCGACGUGACCCUGGAAGUAGAAGGAAGACAAUUGGCGACUCAUCGAUGUGUUUUGGCGGCAAGCAGCCAAUUUUUUUAUACCAUGUUUCACAGUGGUAUGAAAGAAUCAAAUCAAACACUCCUUAAGUUGCAUUCGGUUAGUUUUGACUCCAUGUCGCUCAUUCUUGAUUAUUUUUACACGCGAGAGAUUGUUAUAAACUACGACAACGCGUUGGAGUUGCUCAACACUGCAAGCUUUCUUCUUGUUACUCCAGUGAAAAAGGCGUGCAUUCAGAUUCUCAACAAUCAGCUUAGUAUUGAAAAUUGUUUCAGUAUCCUUCAAGUAGCCGAGCAGUUUGGCGCAAGUGAACUUGCGAAAAGGGCAAGCAACUAUAUAAAAGAGAACUUCUUCUCUGCGGUGAACAACGAAGAAUUUGUUUCCAUUUCAAGAAAGAGUCUGAUUGACUUUAUAUCCAGUGAUGAAAUUCAAGUGGAAAGGGAGGAAGAGGUCUACCAAGCUGUACUGAAGUGGGUGAAGUAUGAUGAAGAAAAUCGUGUCUCAGAUUUACCUGAAUUACUAAUCCAUCUCAGAAGGAAGUCGUUGCCUAAAGGAUUCCUGAAAUCGGAGAUGUCGAAAGAGCCAAUACUUGGUGCCUUCUCCAGUCUGUUAGAAUCUUCCAAGAGGAAGAUCAAAACAAAAUGGACAAAGAAGAAACGUGAAAAGCAAACAGGGGCAGAUGACAAACCAGAAGCUGAGAGGACAAGAACGUCUACAGAAUUGCAUAAUGUCAUGAUUGGGAUUAGAUCUGCACUGUAUGGUUCCCGCAAAGCAUUCUGUUAUGAUUUGGACAAGGAAGAAACAUUUGUUUUAUCAGAUUACCCCAAUAUGCAUGUUGAUCCAGAACUGGCAGUUACUGGACGGUCUCUGUACAUAAUAGGUGGGAGUAAACUUUUCAAUGGUGCUCCCACAAGAUUAAGUGCUCUGUGUCUUGAUGAGGUGAAGAAUCAGAGGAAGCCUUCAUUUAGCAUCUUCAGUAUGGACCCAGAAUGGGAGACUAAAGCACCUUGUAAAGUUAGCAGAAUAAAAGCUUCCCUGGCACAACUUAAUGGGCUGCUGUAUUACAUAGGUGGAUGGCUUGAAGAUGGCAGUUGCUGUAACACAGUGGAGUGUUACAAUCCAGAAAUGGAUGAGUGGGUGUACUGUGCCAGCUUAAACACUUCCAGAUCUAGGUCAGGCUGCGUGACAGGGAAUGGUCACAUUUACAUCAUUGGUGGUGGAACUGCUCAUAUAUCAGAGAAUUCAGAUUUUCUUUCAAGUGUUGAGAGGUUUGUUUGAGUUGAAUAAGAAUUUUCUCACUUUUUUCUCUUCCAUGCCACUAGGCAAGCAAAUGGCAAGAUCUAUGCUCACUGCACAGAAAUCACUAGAUUGAUGCCAUUUUUAUCCAUAAGAAUUGCAGGGUUCGUACAGGUCAUGGAAAACCUGGAAAGUUGUGGAAUUUAAGAAUUUCAUAUUUCAGGCCUGGAAAGUCAUCUAAUUUAAUAGUUGGUCCUUGGAAAAUGAAAGUUCUGUUUGGUAGAUUGGUCACUGCAGAUGACAAAGCAAGGACAACUUAAGAUCAAGAGGAGUAAACAGUGCGAACGGCACACAUUUUGGUGGACACUAGAGUUUGUGUCUGUUGAACUAUUUAACGUCAAAAAAUAAAUGCUAAAACAAGAAAAGUUUUGAAAAUUUUCGAAAGCGACAGCUAAACCGAAGGCCAUGGAAAACUCUAAAGGGUCAUGGAAAUAGUCAUGGAAUUUGAAGACCUCAAAAGAGUAUUUUGAACUUUUUUAUCUGGUCAUUUCGUAUCUUGAAAAUUUUUCUUUCUGAUGUUUGCUCUUUGCUGUAAAUGUGAUUGUAAAUCUCCCCAAUGUUUCACUCAGCUCUGCCUUAGACCUGAGUAAAACAUAACCCUAAUAGUGGGUUAAAUGCUAAUAGUUACUAAGUAAACAACUUAAAUUUGGCUUUUUCCAAGAAGUUAAUGAGUAUUUUUGGUGAUGUGGAUAAUAUAAAAUAAUAUAAUAUUAUAUAAUGCACACAUUGUGUUGUAAAUCAAAAUGAAAUGUACUGCCUAAAAUAGUUUCAAUGUAGGUUGGUUCUCAAUUUCCAUUAUUUCCUAACGCUAAGUUUUUGAUGAUCUUGAUUCAAUAAUUAGGGUUAGAAGACGAAGGAAAUUGAAAAUAAACCUUAUUUAUCUUUUUGUUAGGUAGAAUAGUUCAAUAAUUCUUAAAACGUUUCUCAUCCAAUUUUCUUGAACCUGUUGGUUUUUAAUACCUUUGUAGGUAUGAUCCAGGAAAGGAUACAUGGUCAUUUGUUGCCAGUAUGAAUCAAGCAAGGCUACUGCCAAGGUCUGUAUGCUUGAAUGGCAAGAUCUAUGUGAUUGGGGGACGUACAUCCAGUACAAAUGGUAUAACCUCAACCCCUACGUGUGAAGUGUAUUCUCCUAAUACUGACGAGUGGCAUUUUAUUGCAAGUCUCCCUUACCUUGAUACUGGAUGCAAUGACGUUAUUGUAGUAAAGAACCAGAUCAUAGUGCCUUUGAUGCCUGAUGUAACUUUUGAUUUCUCCCACGAUGCUGUAAAGUACAAUGUGCGGACUAAUACUUGGCGAAAGGUGGAGCAUUUUGGUCCAAGCAGCAAGCUGGCAUCUUUUACUCUCUGUACCACUAAGCUGCCUGCAAUGAUCCUGCAAAGACUGCCCAAAGCACUGUUUUUGGACGAUGUUUUUGGAGAAGAUAGUGAAAAUGAUAUGGAAGAUGAUUCUUACAGAAGUGACAGUGAUGACAGUUUAAGUUUCUUUGGAUGGCGUGCAGUGCAUGGGUUUAUGGAUUGGGCUUAUGGCUUCAGUGGUGAUGAAGCCUACUGGUAAACAGUUUGAAACCUUCCCUUAAUUUGGGGAACUCUAAGUGCCAUGUUUUGUUUGCUUUGGGAGGUUUUAAAUGUGCAUCAAUCAUUGAAGCAUUUCAUUUUUAAAUCUUAAAGUUUACCAGUUAACUAUGGGUACUUGUUUUAACCAUCAUGAAAUUAUAGGGCGUUUUCACUCAUGUGGCCAGCAUCUAUGCUAAUUUAUUGGAACAAUGAAAGUUUUUGCAUAAGAAAAGAGUGCAACUCCCACAGGAUUAGUUUAGAACACCAAUAUAGCCACCAUUUCAUUGUUAUGGAACACCAAUAUGGCCGUUGUGAUGUCUGUGAAAAUGCUUUAUAAGGAAGUAGUCUUCAUUUUGCACUGAUGCUUUAGGUAGUGUGCUAGUUAAAGGUACCUGAGCAAUAAUAGUCUUAAAAUCCCAUUAGAAUGCACUUAAGCGAUGCAGUGAAGAUAUUGGUGUUCCAGUAAGAGAACCUUCAACAUGUAGAACUGUCAAUAACUUGUCAUGUUGCUAUUGACUUAUUACAAAUUGUAUGGAGAAGUUUAGUUAUGGUCACUUGUGGAGGUUAGACUGUGGUGCCUCCUACAACUGGUGACAAAAUUAUUGGUUUAGGCACAUUACUCUG
Porites evermanni is the source of this 3680-nucleotide messenger RNA. The record is from the annotation of a GenBank genome assembly. NCBI's taxonomy places the organism in Eukaryota, Metazoa, Cnidaria, Anthozoa, Scleractinia, Poritidae.